CAGACGUUUUUCUCUCCCGCUUCCUCACGUUGUUGAUGUGAUGAUGUCGGUGAAAUUAUAGGUUAUGUACUCAAUUUUACUGUAGACUUCUUUUAUUUAUGUUCGUAUAAAAUAAUAAAAUGGUCAAGUGCUUUUCAUCUAAAGAAGGAACAUCUAAAAAUGAAGACAGUUCAUCUUCACAAACAAUUUUGAUUCCGGAUGCACUAUGCGAGAAAGCUGGUUUAACCCUUCAAUGGUCAGGAAUUGGUGAACUUGGAAUCCAUGCUUUUCAACAUGUCGAUAAAUCCUCUAUUGAUAAUCCAAGUGAAUUUGCACCAACUGAUACAUUUUUACACAAUUUGCGCACUGAUUCAAUCCUUUUCGAGCCAAUCAUCAGAAAACUUGUGAAUGAAUCGAAUGGCACUUUUCUGGCUGUGCAAAAACUCACUCCCAGCAAUAGUGCUCGCUCUGAAACACUUGCUCUGAGUCGACAAUACAGGUCGAUAGUGAGAGCGUGCAUAGAAAAUCUGCAAACUUCUGAACUAGAUAAAAACACAACUUACAAAUUGAAUCCACAACAAAGACAGCAUUAUGUGGCGAUAUUUUAUAAUAUUGAGUUCAUCUGGCACCUCUGUGAGAUUCUGUUUGUCGACUCUGUCCCUGGAGCGGUCGUACUGCCACACCUGCUGGACUGGAUCCGUUUCCACUUCCCGGACACAGAACGGGCGGCCGGGCAAAUCCUGACCGGUCCCCUGGAGACGGGAGCUGAGCUGCGCAACUCCGACUAUUGGGAUGUGGUGAUAGGGCUCAUCAUGCAGGGCAGUCUGGAGCCAGCGCGCGCCCUGCUAAGGCUGCACUCUAACGCAGACACUGAGUGCUUCCUACAGGCCGAGAGUCUGCUCAAGACGCUGCCUGUGUUCAAGGUGUAUGGUGGUUUGUCAACAGCAGAGUUCAAAACUAGGUGGCAUACUUGGCAAACAAAUGUUACCACUAAACUAGAAUCUGGAGUAUUUGUUUCCGACAAAAAUCUCUACACAGUAAUGAAGAUAAUCAGUGGCGAUGAGAGUUCAGUUGAUGAGAUGCAGAGUCAUUGUGAAACGUGGUAUCAGCUGAUGGUGGCCAUGCUGCUCUACAAGGAUCCGACAGUUAAGACAUUCGAACUGAACCGUUAUGCCACGGCAUGCAUGGCUUAUUUCGGUGGACCCGAUCGUAUGAAGAUUUUGGACGAAAUCAUCAUGGAUUUGUUCGAAUGUAACAUUUUGGAGGUGAUAAAGAAGCUGCAUCUGUCUUCAGACAGUGGAUGGGCGGCCACUCAUCUCACCAAUUUGUUGCACUAUUGCGGCCGUCUCAACAUCGACUCGCAGGCUUAUGAUGCACGUCUUGAUGAGAAUCUGCUCCUAGAAUACGGAUGUCUGUUGAUGUCUCAUCAUUCGCUAUGGCAAGUGGGAGUCACCUACCUGGACCAUUGUGGCCCUCAAGGCAGAGCUUGCCUGGAAUUGCUUCUACCGAAACUCAAACCAGGAUCCGAAUCGAGAACUCUCAAAAUCAUACAAAUAGCAGCUGAAAGAGAUAUGCCAAACACAGUGAACAGUAUCUGUAAGGUGCAAGGAAUGCGUUGUUUGCAAAGGAAACGAAUCGGACAGGCAUUGUGCUGGGCUCUGAAAUCGCAGGAUCCUGGGUUCGCGACACAUUUGGCCGACAAACUGUUGCUGGAAUACACCAAAGGCGGCACUUUCAACUGCCUCGAUCUGCUGGAUAACCUUGGAUCAUGUAUGCUAAUCAGUGAUCGACUCACAUUCCUAGGAAAAUAUUGCGAAUUUCAACAAUUGUUCAGGAAUGGCGCCACUAGAGAAGCUGCAGCUCUUCUAACUUCAUUAUUCACAUCGAAAUUAUGUCCGAAAUAUUUCACACUGUCGCUACUGAUGGACUCUCUGCCGCUGCUGGAGACGACUGAGGUGACGCUGCUCUCAUCGGAAGACACGAGCAACCUGCUGGCUUGCCUGGAAGAGUUGGCAGACGACUGCAAUCAGCCGGCAGUCAUCGACAAAAUCAAACUCAUCCGAUUGGCUAUGAACAAAAACCUCGCCAAAUCACUCAUCUUCGAAGCGUGUAAUCCUCAGUUGUUCGACUAGGAUCGAUAACAGGCUACUGAGUUUCACUUCCUACUGCAGUACACUCUUGAAGCAUUCAGUUAUUCUUAACAUAGAUUUCAGCCGAUGAGUAAUAUCAAUAAGAUUGUUUUUUGUAAUUUCAAUAUUUUUUAUCAAUAAAUAAACGUGAAAGUAAUAAAA
Messenger RNA from Nilaparvata lugens (brown planthopper), 2270 nucleotides. It is a transcript of the gene Nup75, whose product is annotated as nuclear pore complex protein Nup85. Gene Ontology annotation, molecular function: structural constituent of nuclear pore. Gene Ontology annotation, biological process: mRNA export from nucleus; positive regulation of DNA-templated transcription; protein import into nucleus. Lineage: Eukaryota; Metazoa; Arthropoda; Insecta; Hemiptera; Delphacidae. Gene Ontology annotation, cellular component: nuclear pore outer ring. The record is from RefSeq and is a predicted model, not a curated record. The coding region runs from base 120 to 2111 and encodes 663 amino acids. The transcript is spliced from 13 exons.